This is a messenger RNA of Eutrema salsugineum, 1527 nucleotides long. RefSeq names its product putative oxidoreductase TDA3. The coding region runs from base 121 to 1353 and encodes 410 amino acids. The transcript is spliced from 2 exons. Gene Ontology annotation, cellular component: cytoplasm. Gene Ontology annotation, molecular function: oxidoreductase activity. NCBI's taxonomy places the organism in Eukaryota, Viridiplantae, Streptophyta, Magnoliopsida, Brassicales, Brassicaceae. The record is from RefSeq and is a predicted model, not a curated record.
UAGAGAGAAUGCAAUAGGCUUUAAAAGAUAGGCCCAACAAUAAAUUAAGCCCAUUAAAUAGUUUUUUCUAUCUCACGUACGCGUGUGGACUCGUUGACUCAUCCACCUCAUCUCGCUAAUAUGGCGGUGAUCUCAUCGAUGUUAUUCCCUUCGACGUUAUCCCGACGACUGAGUCACCCACGAACACUCACUAUCUGCUCUACAACAUCAAAAUCAAUGGCGAAUAACCUAACUGAUGGAGAGACGUCGAAGCGGGUCGUUGUAUGCGGCGGAGGCGUUAUCGGCGUCUGCACGGCGUACUUCCUCUCUAAGAAAGGAAUCGCCGUCAUUCUCGUCGAAAAAUCAGCCGUAGCGUGCGCCGCUUCCGGUAAAGCCGGAGGAUUUCUCGCUUUCGAUUGGUGCGAUGGAGGUCCCGUUGCGCCCUUAGCACGCGCGAGCUUUAACCUCCAUCGAUCGCUAGCCGAGGAGCUGAACGGCGCCGAGUCGUAUGGAUACAGACCCCUCACAACGCUUAGCCUCACCGUGAGGGAAUCGAAGCCAGGAUCCGGCGAUUUGGGUUUACCGGCGUGGGUCGACGGCCCAGCUAAAAGCCCAUCGACGAUUGGUACGACUCAGACCACAGCACAAGUGCAUCCUCAGCUUUUCACUCGCAAGGUGUUAUCGACGGCGAUGGAGAAGUACGGUGUUGAGGUUGUGAUUGGGAAAUUGGAAGAGGUGAGAGUGGAAUUAGGGCGAGUUGACUCGGUGGUGCUCGAAGGUGGAAGAGUUAUCGAGGCUGACUCGGUGGUUCUGGCGAUGGGCCCGUGGUCUGGUAAAUUCGAGAUGUUGUCUUCGAUUUUUAGGAUUUAUGGCACGAAAGCUCAUAGCAUCGUUCUGGAACCGAAAGAAGCAAAUGCUAUAACACCUCAUGCUCUUUUCUUAACUUACUAUCCUUGCAACGCUCGUGAAGCUUUGGACCCAGAAGUAUAUCCUCGUCCCACUGGUGAAGUGUACUUAUGUGGAAUGUCAUCACAAGAAGAGGUACCUGAUGAUCCGGAUCAGGUAACAAGUAAUCCUGAAUCGAUCCAGGCUCUCAAGAGAGUAGCGAAAACUGUUUCGAGCUAUCUAGACGAAGAAAACGCUCGAGUGAAAGCAGAGCAAGCUUGUUUCUUACCCAGCACGGAAGAUGGUAUCCCUGUAAUCGGAGAGAUCCCUGGAAUCAAGGGUUGUUAUGUUGCCACAGGACAUAGUUGCUGGGGAAUUCUUAAUGGUCCAGCCACUGGUGCUGCAUUGGCUGAGCUUAUUGUAGACGGUGUAGCUACUAGUGUUGAUCUUAGCCGGUUUAGUCCCUCUCGGUUUAGCAAAGGAAGAUGAAGUGUUUAGUAUUUACUAAGAGAUAUACUCUUCUAAUGGAUAUUUUAGAAAAAACAAUUGUUCUUUAAGCAAAUCCAGUUGUGAUUACUAGGAAUCCUAUAAUGUAUUUGUAAUCAUUGAGGAUUUGUAAUUCGAAGUUUCUAUUGUAAUUUGUAAAGUUUCGUUUGUAGGUUU